UGUCAUGUAACUAGAUCGCGUGUUGGCCGCACAGAGUUGCUGCCUGGGGCUGCUUGGCAGCUUUUCUGUAGUACUGGGAUAAUCAGGGAAGGCCGGGACUAGCCGCAACCGGAGACUAUGUAGUCCGUGUGCUACUGAGAUCUCAUCCUACAUGAUCUGAGCUCUCUCUGCAGGAGGAGACCUCCCUUCCCCCGGCUACUUGUCGGGAGCAGGCUGCACUGAGGACAGGAAGGAGGAGGAGGAGGGGAGAAGCCAUGGAAGGGACCCCAGCCCUGGAGAAGAAUGUGGCCGAGCUGACGGUCAUGGAUGUGUAUGACAUCGCCUCUGCGGUGGGGCAGGAGUUUGAGAGGGUCAUAGACCAGUACGGCUGCGAGGCCAUAAGCCGGCUGAUGCCCAAAGUGGUCCGGGUACUGGAGAUCCUGGAGGUCAUGGUCAGCAGGAACAACAUUAACCCAGAGAUGGAAGAGCUGAGGCUGGAGCUGGACAGGCUGAGAGUAGAGCGGAUGGACAGGAUAGAGAAGGAGAAGAAGCACCAGAAGGAGCUAGAACUGGUAGAGGAUGUUUGGAGAGGGGAAGCACAGGAUCUCCUUGGCCAAAUAGCCCAACUGCAGGAGGAAAACAAACAACUUCUAUCAAAUCUGUCUCUGAAGGAUGUCAAUUUAACAGAGGAAGAAUUUCAGAAGCAUGAAGGGAUGUCAGAAAGAGAAAGGCAAGUAAUGAAAAAGUUGAAGGAGGUGGUAGAUAAGCAGAGAGAUGAAAUAAGAGCCAAAGACAGAGAACUUGUACUUAAGAAUGAGGAUGUGGAAGCGUUACAGCAGCAGCAGAAUCGCCUCAUGAAGAUUAAUCAUGACCUGCGACAUCGCAUUACAGUGGUGGAGGCGCAGGGGAAAUCGCUGAUUGAACAGAAGGUGGAGCUGGAGGCAUACCUGCAGACCAAGGAACAGGAGUUCGGUAACAUGAGAUCAGAAAUUGGGAAACUGAGAGAAAGAUUGAAAGGAGAGCAGCUGCAAAAUGGUGAAGAGAAAACGGAGAAGACUGAAGCCAUAAGUGAAGAUUAUAUUUUUGACUCAGAGAAAAUGUCUAUUGACCUCAAAGAUUCAAGUCGGCCCAGGUUUACACUGCAAGAACUGCGAGACGUCUUGCACGAGAGAAACGAGCUGAAAGCCAAAGUCUUUAUGCUGCAGGAAGAGAUUGCUUAUUAUAAAAGUGAUGAAGCAGAUGAGGAAAAUAAACUUCCAAAUCCGUCACCUAUGAUUACGCCCAAAGCACCCAAUCCCCAGGAAUCUGGUAUCAAGAGGCUUGAUGACAUCCACACAGCAUACAGUUAUUUGCUUAUAUUCACAUCAUGGCUAUUCUGUCUCCUCUCCAUGGUGGCGUUUUCCAGGUUUAGUUUUUUCUCAAGGGACAAGAAACGGAUGCCCAUGCAGCAGAAAAACGUCACCUUACAGGAAUCCUUUGGUGUCUGGGCAGAUUACAAUAGAGACGAUAGUUACACAGAACAGGGACAAGAAGCUUUACAGCACAUGUGACUGAACCAGUGUGGCAGUGUGUGUGUGUGUGCGCGCGCGUGCGUGCGCGCAUUCCCAGCAGCUGGUGUUUGUUUUGCCUUACAUGCCUGAAAUCAUUUCACCUUGCAGUAACCACACAUAACACGCUGGGCAAGGUUACAUGUUUACCAGGGAAUAAAAAAGAAGAAAAUUGCUCUUUGCAUGCUGCAGAGAGAAAAAAAUAACUUUUUAGGAAUUUAACACAAAAUACUUUUUAGUGGCACUAUUUUAUACCAGGAGAGCAGGACAAAGUGGUGAUCCAGUGCCUAUGUAUGCCACCAACACGCUGUUUAGGUAUUGUAUAUGCUUGUCAAUAUGGAAGCUGCAGUAGAUGGUUCUUAGUCUGGUGUGAGAUCCUUGAGCAAUAGAACACUGACACUAAGAGACACUGGGGUUUCCACUGAAAAGAAAGUGAACGCCACUAUUUACAAAUAACAACUGGCAGAUAUUAGUCAUAUUACUGUGUAACUUAAAGCCAUGUGAAUUAGUGUGUGGUAACAGGUAUUUAUCUGAGGGUGCUACAGAAGAUUGUGGUGCCCUAAAAAUAAAAUGAUUAAUACACAACUUUUAUAAAAUGUGGAAAUUAAAAAGGAAAAUGGACACUACAAAUAA
Messenger RNA from Pseudophryne corroboree (corroboree frog), 2159 nucleotides. It is a transcript of the gene RILPL1, whose product is annotated as Rab interacting lysosomal protein like 1. Gene Ontology annotation, biological process: cilium assembly. Bases 255 to 1529 code for a protein of 424 amino acids. Gene Ontology annotation, molecular function: small GTPase binding; protein dimerization activity; dynein light intermediate chain binding. Gene Ontology annotation, cellular component: cytoplasm; ciliary basal body. The transcript has 8 exons. The record is from RefSeq and is a predicted model, not a curated record. Lineage: Eukaryota; Metazoa; Chordata; Amphibia; Anura; Myobatrachidae.